Cynara cardunculus var. scolymus (artichoke) is the source of this 941-nucleotide messenger RNA. Its product is annotated as peptidyl-prolyl cis-trans isomerase CYP19-4-like. The transcript has 8 exons. NCBI's taxonomy places the organism in Eukaryota, Viridiplantae, Streptophyta, Magnoliopsida, Asterales, Asteraceae. The record is from RefSeq and is a predicted model, not a curated record. Gene Ontology annotation, molecular function: peptidyl-prolyl cis-trans isomerase activity. Gene Ontology annotation, cellular component: intracellular membrane-bounded organelle. Gene Ontology annotation, biological process: protein folding; protein peptidyl-prolyl isomerization. Bases 61 to 741 code for a protein of 226 amino acids.
CACUAUUUCUCCAAUAGAAUCCAUAUCUAAGAGAACCCAAGCUGCCAACGACGAGGGACGAUGCCUACCAGAUCCAAAAUUACCCCCGUCGUCAUACUAUGGGGUUUCAUCAUUUUUGGAACCCUAGUACUCUUUCUGAAUCGGAUUAGUGAUCAUGGAAUUUCUUCAGGAGAAAAAGCUUUAAACGGUCAGGUCAAGKGACCAGAAGGGGAUCUAGAUGAAGUUACACACAGGGUUUAUUUUGAUGUUGAGAUUGGUGGAAAGCCCAUGGGACGCAUAGUCAUGGGCCUCUUUGGGAAAACAGUGCCAAAGACAGCAGAAAAUUUCCGAGCUCUUUGCACAGGGGAGAAAGGAAUUGGAAAAAGUGGAAAACCCCUCUAUUACAAAGGGAGCGCAUUCCAUAGAAUCAUACCGAGCUUUAUGAUUCAGGGAGGUGACUUCACUCGCGGUGAUGGGCGAGGUGGAGAGUCGAUCUAUGGUGAAAAGUUUGCUGAUGAGAGCUUCAAACUCAAACAUACUGACCCUGGAAUUCUGUCUAUGGCGAAUGCUGGACCCGACUCAAAUGGUUCUCAGUUUUUCAUCACCACAGUUAUAACGAGUUGGUUGGAUGGACGGCAUGUGGUGUUUGGCAAGGUGGUGUCGGGGAUGGAUGUAGUUCACAAGAUUGAAGCCGAAGGAACACAAAACGGUACACCUAAAAUCAGAGUCGUCGUCGUCAACAGCGGUGAACUGCCCUUGUGAUUGGUUCCCAUUCCCAAUAUCUAUUGUAACACUUUCCUACUUCAGAACUUCUACUAGCAUCUAUUUCAAUAUCCAUACAUUUCCAAACAAACUAGCUUCCAAAGCUUCAAGGUACCUCUAUAAUUUUUGACAGCUCUCAGAAAAAAGUGACUCUGUUGCCCAAUUGGAGGCUGCCAUGUGGCAUUUAGAAUUUCAAAAAA